AUGGCAGCCACUAAUUCCAACACUGAUGAGGUUCUUUCUCAAUCACUGAUGAAGAUUCAAAGCACCAAUUACCAAGUUGAUCCAAAAGUUUCUGCUUAUCCAGAAGAAUUGAAGAUGCUUAUCGUUGCUCUGAAACGAUCACCUUUAUCAACUGCCAUGUUCAGUUCAUUCUCGGUUCCAAUGAUUCCAAACAACCCUCCGUUUGUCAAACCUGUCAACUCGCAGAUCAUUCAUAUGUUCAAUGAGAUGGGGCAUCAACCGGAGUUGGAGAAAAUAAGUGACUUCCGAAAGUCUGGAUUGCCAUGUAUCUGGAAUUUCCUAUUUGGUAUUUUUCUAAGGUGUCUUACAGGAAGAUCAGUCGGACUGGAUAGAGGAAGAGUGGAAGUAUAUGCUAUGCCUGGAAAAUACAAAUUCGGAGAAGGGGAUUUCUGUGCAAGAUACUGGAGCUUAAUCCUGGAAAAAGUCUAUGAGAAAGAAGCAAUUCCAGUGAUGACAGAUGUUGAAGUUGCUGAAUUUUCCUUCUAUCAAUUUCCAAAAACUGUAGAAGAUGAUGAAGCAAUUUUUUCUCGUGUGGCUCGUAUUCCAGAUGCGAUGCUUCGCAAAGUUUCUCCAACUCACAAAGUUUUGGUGAGAUAUUUGCGAAAUAUUGAUACAGCUGAUCAGACUGGAGUAUUACCAGACGUUGCUACUCCAUCAAAGAAAAAGAAGAAGGAACUCUUACCUUCUAAGUCUGGGGUACUGAAGCAAAUUCGCAAAGCUGAAGUGAGUAGUAAAGGCGUUACUAUUCGCAGUAUUCCUGCACCGGUGUCUCCAGCAAGAAAAGACAACGGGCUGAAGAUGUUGCAAAAUAUGCAACGCACGCUUGUCAAACGGAGAAAGAUGGUGAUUCGCAACGAAUCAUCUGAUGAAGAAGUAGUUCCGGAAACUCCACCUGUCACAUCUAUGGUAAAUGUUUCUUUACCAAUGAUUCACACUUCGCAAAUUUCUACCACUAUUCCACAAACCAAACCACUCGAAAUAGUUCUCACCAAAUCAGUUUCUGAGGAGGUACCUAUUUCCGAUACGGUUGUUAACGUAUCUGAUACGGGGGCACCUAUCCUGAGUGUUGCACCAACAAUCCAAACAUCUUUACCCAUUUCAUUACCUGUUACAACUUUAUCCAACACUUCAUCCAUAUUUGAACAUGCCCUUCAAAACCCAUUCACAACACUUUUUCCAUCUCAGUCACCCGAAAAUCCUCAACCUUCGCAACAAUUGUCUGAUACUGAAGUCGAAGGAGGUGCCUUUGGAGGGAUACUUGAUGAUAUUCCUUUUGAUUCAAACGAAGAAGAUAUUCCUGAUCAUAUGCUGAUGACAGGAAAACAGUUUAAAAUUCUGAAUCAGAAGUUAAAGACCAUUAUCAAAACGCAAGUUGAUUCUGGUAGAAUGUCUUCAAUAUCAGCCAUGGAGGUAGAUGUUAUGCUAAAAGGAGCUAAGAAACGGAUCAUGGAGAAGAUUGAUCAAUCAGAUAAAAAUAAUGAGCUCAGACUUGAAUCACAAGGGAGCAAUUUUACUUCUGCUGUUCAAGAUCUCAAAGCUGCUACAAAAGAACGUCAUAUUCUUUUUGUACAAGAUGUCAAGAAAGUCCGUGAGGAUGUCAACUUCAAGAUUCAGGAGUUGAGUCUGAACUUGCGAAGGAUCUUCAGGAUGUUCAUACGAAACAAGCAGAUGUUCAAAAGCAAAUUGUGGAGAUUUCUUCUCAACUUCCAAAGCUUACUGUUCUUGAAGCUCAUAAAGCCACAACAACGGAGAAAACAAGCUAUUCAAAAAGCUCUUGCUCCACUUACGAAUUUCACUUCUUUACUACCGAAGAGUGCUCCACAUGUUUACACAGGGGUGCAAGGGGGAGAGAAAAGUCGAAGUAAAGAAGAGAAGACAAAAACAGUUGGAAAAGUGAUAUCGACUCAACUUGUAGCUACUAUUCCUAUUCCUAUGAAACCGAUUUCUUCAACUACAAUUACCACAAAAACAGUUUCCAAAGGUAUUGUUAUUGGAGAAAACGAAGGAGGUUCAAGCUCAAAAUCUCAGAAAGAUGUUGUAGGAAGAGGAAAAGGAAUAUUAUACGAAAAGUCAAAGGAGGAGUUGAAAGCUGAUGCAGAGGCUGAGAUGGAGAGGAUGAGACAAGUUCAAAGCAUCAUGAGACAAAGGGCAAGUGAUCCUCCCUCCAUGAACAAAGGAGAUCCUGUGAAACUUUACUCUUAUGAAACAAUAGAGUCCAAAGUUGUGUGUAGGGAGAUGUAUGAGUUCGAGAAGAAGCCGAAAAGAAGUUAUGAUAUUGCGAACUCAGAUCAUUGUCAAUUGGAUUUCCCGAUAAACGAAAUGUUGUUCAUCAAUGCUCAAUAUAAGACAGUGAGAAAUUUGAUAAUCCUGAUGAUUGUACUCAUAUGA
Messenger RNA from Lactuca saligna, 2427 nucleotides. The record is from the annotation of a GenBank genome assembly. NCBI's taxonomy places the organism in Eukaryota, Viridiplantae, Streptophyta, Magnoliopsida, Asterales, Asteraceae.